Diorhabda sublineata is the source of this 4185-nucleotide messenger RNA. RefSeq names its product DNA ligase 3 (gene DNAlig3). The coding region runs from base 200 to 2851 and encodes 883 amino acids. The record is from RefSeq and is a predicted model, not a curated record. Gene Ontology annotation, cellular component: DNA ligase III-XRCC1 complex. Lineage: Eukaryota; Metazoa; Arthropoda; Insecta; Coleoptera; Chrysomelidae. Gene Ontology annotation, molecular function: DNA binding; ATP binding; zinc ion binding. The transcript has 2 exons. Gene Ontology annotation, biological process: double-strand break repair via alternative nonhomologous end joining; mitochondrial DNA repair; DNA recombination.
AAAUUUUGACGUUUUCUGACAAAUGACAGACACGUGUUUUUUCUAUCUUUUGGGAAAAUAUUACAUUAUUUUUAUAUAUCAUGUUUUUUACGUAUUGCAAAAUACAAACACACACUUUUAUUUAUAAUGUUUGGAAAUAGUUCAUAUUGAAGUUACCAUCAUUGUUAUGGAGUAUUCAUAUUUUUAAACCGGUCUCAGUAUGUCUGAUACGGAAGAAAACAUAGACGAAAAACCGUUUGUAAUUGAAAGAGCAAAGCAAGGACGUGCAGUAUGUAAAAAAUGUAAGCAAAAAUGUUUACAAGGAGAAUGGCGUUUGGCUAAAUUAGUAAGCAAUCCUUUUGGAGCUGGGAAAAUGAAAGCAUGGCAUCACAUAAACUGUUUAUUUGAAAUAUUCUUAAAACAACGAAAAACAACUAAGAGAAUUGAAGGUCCAGAAGAUAUAGAUGGUUGGGAUAUUUUGGAUAAAGAUAUACAAAAAGAUAUUUGUAGAUUAAUUGAAGAAUGUGACAAAUUUCAUGGCAAGCCAUCAAAUUCACCUAAAAAACAGCAAAAGUACCGAAAUAUUCCCAAACAAGAAGAAGUUGUAGAUUGUGGAAAAGAUUCAGUGAGUGUUAGUCCAAGUAAGCAUAGUAAAAAUAAAACACAGUCAUUCAAAGAAUUCAGAAAAUUGAUAGCUGAGAUUAGUAACACUGAUAGUUAUCUUGAUAAAACAAAUUGUGUUAAAUUAACAUUUGAUAAAAAUUUCCAAAAGGAAGAUAUAAUUCUUUGGUGUAGAUUAUUGCUACCGGGAGUAGUUAAGAGGGUUUAUAAUUUACAAAGUAAACAGUUGGUUAAAUUAUUUAGCAGAUUAUUCAUAGCCGAUCAAACUGAAAUGUUGGAACACUUAGAACAAGGCGACAUAGGAGAAACAAUUCAAACUUUUUUUGAAAAAAGUAUUAAAUUACAACCAGCAAAGAAGAGUUUGUUAACUGUAACUGAGGUAGAUGUUUUUCUGAAUAAACUAUCUGUUCUCACUCGCGAAGAAGAUCAAAUUGAUUUGUUCAAAUGUUUUAUACCAAAAUGUACAUCUAAUGACUUGAAAAUUGUAAUCAGACUGAUUAAAGGGGAUUUGAGGAUGGGGGCUGGUGCAAAACACAUUUUGGAUGCCAUAGAUAGUGAUGCUUAUGAAUCUUAUCAGACUUCCAGGGAUUUAGCCUUGGUAAUCAAUAAAUGUUUAAUAAAAAAUACCAAUAGUAAGAAGGGGAACACAGCAGAUGUGUUGAUUAUGACUCCUGUUUUACCAAUGCUAGCAGAAGCUUGCAAAUCUGUAGGUUAUGCCAUUAAAAAGUGUCCACAUGGUAUGUAUUCGGAAAUUAAAUAUGAUGGAGAAAGAGUGCAGGUACAUAAACGUGGAUCUGAAUAUAAAUAUUUCUCUCGCGCUCUAAAACCAGUAUUACCUCAUAAAAUAGCACAUUUUAAGGAUUAUAUACCGAAAGCAUUUCCUAAUGCAAAUGAUUUAAUUUUGGACAGUGAGAUUCUAAUGAUGGAUACAGUGAAUGGAAAGCCUCUACCAUUCGGUACUUUGGGAGUUCAUAAAAAAACUGAAUUCAAAGAUGCUACUGUAUGUCUAUUUGUUUUUGACUGCAUAUAUUUCAAUGGAGAAAGUUUGAUUAACAAACCUCUUAGUGUAAGGAAAAAAAUUUUGCAUGAAAAUAUGUUGGAGAUACCUAACCAUAUAAUGUUUUCGGAAAUGCAAGAAAUUCACAAGAAAAAUGAUUUAGCCAAAAUGAUAGCAAAAGUAUUGAAAUUAGGCUUGGAAGGUUUAGUACUGAAAGAUACUGAAAGUAUAUAUGAACCAGGAAAGCGUCAUUGGUUAAAAGUUAAAAAGGACUAUUUAUUUGAUGGCAAGAUGGCAGAUAGUGCAGAUCUGAUAGUCCUAGGUGCUUGGUAUGGUACUGGUAAAAAGGGAGGCAUGAUGUCAGUUUUUCUUAUGGGUUGCUACCACCCAGAAAAAAAAAAUUUUUGUACAGUCACAAAAGUUCAUACGGGACAUGAUGACAAAACUUUAGAACAACUUCAAACUGAAUUAGAUAUGAUUAAAAUUAGUCAAGAUCCUAAUAAAGUUCCAAGAUGGUUGAAAUGCACAAAAACUAUGAUUCCGGACUUUGUAGCCAAGGAUCCUAAAAAACAACCAGUUUGGGAAAUAACGGGAGCAGAAUUCACCCAGCACGACGUACACACAGCUAAUGGUAUAUCUAUUCGUUUUCCCAGAGUUACUAGAAUACGUAAUGAUAAAAAUUGGGAGACUGCUACCAACAUUCACGAGUUACAAACAUUGUAUACAACUUCAAAGGAAAAUCUGGAUAUCAGUUUACUUGUUAAUGAUAUGGAUAACUCCCAGAGUCAAAGUGACAAGCAGAAUUUAAUUAAUAAACCAAAGAAGAGAAAAAACUUGGAUGAUUCUAUCAAUAAUUCUAGCAGUUCAUCAUCACCUAAAAAGAAACGGAAGAUUUUACAAAGUGAAAAUGAAGAGACAAGUAGCAGCUUAGCUACAAGUACCUCGAAUAGUUUCACUAAUGAAAUCAAAAGCAUAUUUUCAGGUGUAAAAGCUCUUUUGGAAGAUGAACUCAAAAAGGACAAUCAUGCAAAUGUUAUAAAAAAUUUUAUUGACUAUGGAGGCGAACUUCUGCUAGACGAAGAACAAGAAGAAGCAACACACGUUUUUCAUUACUACAAUAUAAUUCGUGAGCCUAUUAUCAAAUGUCCCGUUAUUGCUAGACACGUUUCUUACGAAUGGAUCACGGACUCUAUAGAAGAAGGAGCGUUAAAAAAUCAUAUAAAUUAUACGGUACAAUGGAAUCCAGAUGACUGAAUUUUAAUUCUUUGUUUUAAAAAAACUUUAUUUAUAUUUUUUAAAGUUGGGCAAAUAAUUGCCAUUUUCGACAAACCAUAAUAAACUUUUGUAUUUUAUAAAAUUGCCAUAGUGCAGAAACCCGUCAACCGGCAUCACUUGGCGUGAUCAAUAUCCACAGACAGACACUACUCGAAUUUAAUAAGGUUCACCCUCUUUUAAAUAAAAAAAAACGUUGUUUGACUCGUGUCGGAUAAACCGACACAAAGUGGAACGAUAGGGUAGGGAAAGCGAGACAAGACGAAUCCACACUCUCGAACUCGCAUUCCCUCGUGGAUUGGGCUUUAGAGAAUAGUGAAAAUAUGUAAAAGAUGCUAGUUUUCAUUCAAUUCAAAAUAUGCACAUUACAUUAGAAAGUGCAGAUAUUGAAAUGGUACGAGGAACAUUUUUAAAGUGACUCGAUUGCACACUGUCUCCACGCAACCUGUCAAGUGACGUCAGUUUAAGAUUGGCUAUUCUUCACUAAUUUCUCUUCUCAGUACGCCGCCAUUACGUUUUGUGUCAUUUGUCAGUGUUAGUUGGUUAAAUUGAUUCGUUUGUCGCCAUGUUAAUCAGUAGUCCCGCCGACUCUAUUAUUUCUGCUCUAGAUUUUCACACUGCGCAUUCUAGAGGCUCUCGAUGCGAGUAUUGACGAGUGGAGACAGCUGGAGUGCUCCACAAUCUCGUUUUAUUUAGUUGCUCGCUACGUCUACUAAAAAUGGAAGUGACUUUAUCGCACUCCACAAAAAGUAAUACCUAUAUUUGUAGUUUUAUCCACUACUCAGUCUAUCCCAUGUCAACUUUGAGCUCUCUUUAAGACCAACAGCUUCUAAUCCUCUAUAAAGCCCAGAUUCGUCCAUCUUUGGAGUAUUGAUCCCAAGCAUUCUCGACUCAUAGGCGAUCCAGAGUUGACCAGAAACUUGGACAGUUUAGAGCAUAGAAAGAAACUAUUUUACCACACAAUCACACCUAGAGUAGUAUUUGCAAGAUCUACUCGACAGGUAGAGGUGACUCAUAAACAUAGAGUUCGCCACGAAAUGCCCAGAAUGUUAAUUUAUCGAGACUCUUUUUUUUUGGAGGAGGAGGAUUCUGUGGAAUCAGCUACCAAGGCAAGUGUUUCCUCAACAAUAUAGUCUACGGAAGUUGAAGAUAAAUAUUCACAGGCAUUUCUACUUAGCAUCAGUACUUGAAUUUAAUAAGGUUUAUCUGUUGAUAUGAUAAGAAUGAAAAUUUGCAAAAUGUUUUAUUUUAAAAUUACGUUGUCAAUUUGAAAUAUUGUGAAGAAUUUAUUCAAAAUAAAACAAAUCAUUACAAAA